Molecule: messenger RNA, 1588 nt
Organism: Anoplopoma fimbria (sablefish)
Lineage: Eukaryota; Metazoa; Chordata; Actinopteri; Perciformes; Anoplopomatidae
Gene: cfap298
Product: cilia and flagella associated protein 298
Exons: 7
Coding region: 347-1219 (290 amino acids)
Biological process (GO): regulation of cilium movement
Source: RefSeq, a predicted model, not a curated record
CGUAAAUAGUUCACACGAAAAAGCACCAGGAACCACGAAUCCCACAUGCAACCUUUAGCUAGUAAUGUAAACAAAGCGUGAGCUCCGUCUCCUCAUCGUAUGUGACGUAUUUUUCGUAUUUUUCGUUUCGCAACACAUGUAAGUGUUAACUACCAUUUUCAGUCUCUUUGGAGAAAUCCCCCCUUUAAUUGAUUGGGACAGUUGCUAUGGUUACACUGUUUGCCUCAAGCUCCCUGGGCAACCGCGUGUACACGGGCACACACAAGUCUUCGUGUCGUCGCGUUUUAAACCUCCAUCCUUAAACGUCUCCUGUAGCUGGUUGAACAGGCGGUGCAGCUACUUGGAGAUGGUGCAGCUGCAUGUGAAGCGUGGAGAUGAGAGCCAGUUUCUCUUCAACACCACCGUGGACUCGCCUCUGGAGACGGUGAUCCAGCAGGUUACAGCCAUUCACAACGGGAGACUGAAGGUGGAGAGGAUCUGUGCAGAGAUCCCCGAGCUGGCAGACCAUGGCAUCACACUGCCACCCAACAUGCAGGGGCUGACGGAGGAGCAGAUUGUGGAGCUGAAACUUAAGGAUGAAUGGGAGGACAAGUGUGUGCCCAGCGGAGGGCCGGUAUUUAAGCAGGAUGAGGUCGGGAGGAGGAACGGACACGCUCCAAAUGAUAAAAUGAAAGAGGUGUUGAUGAGAACCGUUGAGGAGGCAAAGGCCCUGAUCUCCAAAAAACAAGUUCAAGCAAAUGUUUGUGUCACCAUGGAGAUGGUAAAGGAAGCCCUGGAUCCGCUGAGGGGUGCAGUCAUGAUCGUGUACCCCAUGGGGCUGCCUCCUCAUGACCCUAUCAGGAUGGAGUUUGAGGACCAGGAAGACCUUUCAGGAACACAGGCGUCUCUGCAGGUGAUCACAGAGGACGAGUGCCAGCUGUGGUGGGCUGCCAAAGAGAUGCAGAGGGGGAAAAAACUGCAGGACUACAUUGGCAAAAAUGAAAAGACGAAGCUUGUGGUCAAAAUCCAAAAGAAAGGGCAGGGGGCGCCAGCGAGAGAGCCUCUGAUCACCGAUGAGCAGCAGAAACAGAUGAUGAUGCAUCAAUACAGGAGGCAGGAGGAGCUCAAGAAACUGGAGGAGGCAGACGAUGACAGCUACCUGGACUCAGAGUGGACAGACAGACAGGCCCUCAGAAAACAGUUUCAAGGCCUCUCCAACAUCAAAUGGGGACCGAGAUAAACUACUCUACCGCUAAGCCACCCGGUACUUUACAGCUCUAUAUGCAACUUACCAAGAAGCCUUAUUAUCAAAAUCCUGGAAUCAGUUUAAUAUGACUGUUGUUCAACGUCUUUCAGAGAAAAUUAUACACAGCGUUCAAAUGUGUUUCUAGACUUACAUCCAUAUAUUUUCUUCAACUGAACUGAAAUGUGAAGAAGACAUCUGGAGACAUUGUAUGACAGAUGGAGGCUGAUUUCAUUAUAUACCUGAUUUAUUUAAGCCUAAAUCUGAUCCCUGUAUUUCUUAACCCGAUGUGUUCAACCUGUUGUAAAAGUUACAUUUUUAUUGAAACUGUGCAAACAGAAUUAUAUUAAAAUUAAAUCUUAUUAA